CCAAGGAAAUAAAAGAUUUCGUUGGCAGAGGGGGAGCAUGUGAAUUUUUCAAAGAAAGUGAAAUUUUCCCUGGUCGUUGGACCCAAUUUGGUGAUUACUCACCAGUGAAGCACAAAAUAACGAUAAGGUGUAACCUGGGGAAUAAAAGAAAACUAAGUUUUUCAGAGUUACCACAACAGCAAGAGAAAUACCGAAGGAAAUUAAGGGAAUCUGAAACGCAACUGCAACAGAAUGGUUGUGAAAUAAAUAUUUUCACUGAUGUGGGAGAAAUAGUGAAGUUUUCUUCGAACUCAUUAACCGAAAAACAUUCAACACCGUGUAGUACUUCAUCAUUUUUCAACAAUGAACAACACUCUGAUGAAGGUUUUAGCCCUUUACUUACCAGUACAGCUAUUGAUACCAAAAAAAAAUUAACUUCUAAGUCCACGGAUAGAUUGAAACAUUGUUUAUCACCAUCUAUGUUUUCUGAUAAUAGUACUGAUGAUGAAGCACUGUCUGUUGAAGCAAUGACUUUUGGGUCUCAAUACUGCCAAAAAAGGAAGAAGGUGAAGUCAAACCAGAAUAGUAAUCAACAACCAUCAACUUCUUCUUUGGAUUAUAAUACUGAACAAUCUGAAGAAUUGGAUUACAAAAGCACCCUGAAUAACGGGAUAAGAAACAAGGUUCAGUCUGUCUCUAAAAGUAAACAGACUUCAUCACAACAUCUUCGGCCAUUUGAGAGACUGGAUUUCGGCAAAUGGAAAUUACCGAACAAUUUCGGAGUCGUAGUUAAAAAAAUAUUGCAGAAGAGAGGAAACCUGAGUGAGGCUAAUUUGUCUCUUGUGUGCCGACGUGUUGUGGAUUCCAUCGAAGAAUUUUCUUUAUGUCCCUGUGGGAAUUCAUUAAGGCUGGUGGUACAGCAAAUGUUCACUACCUACCCAUCAACACUUAUAAAUCCGAAAGAUCCAGUAGCAUCUUCGCAAGCUAUAGUAGGUAAACUACAGAGAAUUCUAUCUAGACGAAGACAAGCUGCAGGCCAAACCCUUAGUACUAAUGGAGGAAGACCUUUCCUGGAAAACAAGAUUUCCUAUUUGGAUCCAGGUAUAUACAUUCUGAAAGUGCAGGCAAUGCAGAUGACAACCUCGACAUGGCAUCUUACAAAAUUAGUUAUGAAAAGUUGAUUAAACUGUACAAAGACAGUGGAAGUACAGGGGCACUUAAGUCACUUUGUAAGCUUACUUUCAAAGGUCGGCGUUAUGAGAUCACCAAAGGUUAUAUAACAUCUCCAGAAGACAUCUUGAAAACCAGGUGCCCGUUGUUGAACCAGCCACAUUAUCUUUACGCUGAACUUGACCUAAUACUUGGAUCCGGUACUUGCAAAAAUUAAAAAAAAAAUGGGAAGACAUUGUACCAGUAGUGAUAGCAGUUGCCCGUAAAUUUCACAAAAAUACAGCGGUGAAAAAAAUACUAAACCGUUACCAAUCUUCAAUAGAAAACAAAUGUUUCGGCAAGUUGUUACCACCAUCCUAUGCUAACUCACUUGUUUACAUUUGUAUUACACUUACCUCCUUUUUUUUUU
Messenger RNA from Daphnia magna, 1558 nucleotides. RefSeq lists its product as uncharacterized. The coding region runs from base 459 to 1160 and encodes 233 amino acids. The transcript is spliced from 8 exons. The record is from RefSeq and is a predicted model, not a curated record. Lineage: Eukaryota; Metazoa; Arthropoda; Branchiopoda; Diplostraca; Daphniidae.